Vombatus ursinus (common wombat) is the source of this 3962-nucleotide messenger RNA. It is a transcript of the gene SLC11A2, whose product is annotated as solute carrier family 11 member 2. The record is from RefSeq and is a predicted model, not a curated record. The coding region runs from base 16 to 1854 and encodes 612 amino acids. The transcript has 17 exons. NCBI's taxonomy places the organism in Eukaryota, Metazoa, Chordata, Mammalia, Diprotodontia, Vombatidae. Gene Ontology annotation, biological process: metal ion transport. Gene Ontology annotation, molecular function: cadmium ion transmembrane transporter activity; iron ion transmembrane transporter activity; manganese ion transmembrane transporter activity. Gene Ontology annotation, cellular component: plasma membrane.
GGACUGCCCCAGGGAAUGAUUGUUUCCUCUUCAUUGAAGGUCUUCAAGUGGAGGCUGGAGGGGGGUGAGGGCAGGGACUCCGACUUCCUGGAAGAAGUUCCUGCUAAAGAAUCCUAUUCUAAGUCCUCGGAUGUACCGGCUUCCACCAUGACUUUAAGUUCUGACCAGAAGAUGCCUGCUGAAGAUGGUUCUGGAGACCAUGGGGACACUGCCAGCCUGGGCGCUGUUAACACCAUCUACAGUAGUAAUUCCCCUUCAGAAGCCUCUGCAUCUCAGGAAGAGCCUUUUACCACCUACUUUGAUGAGAAGGUCUCCAUUCCCGAGGAGGAGUAUUCUUGUUUUAGCUUCCGAAAACUCUGGGCCUUUACAGGGCCUGGCUUCCUCAUGAGCAUUGCUUAUCUGGAUCCAGGGAACAUUGAAUCCGAUUUGCAGUCAGGGGCCGUGGCCCAGUUUAAGUUGCUCUGGGUUCUCCUCCUGGCCACCAUCGUGGGGCUCCUGUUGCAGCGCCUGGCAGCCAGGCUGGGCGUGGUCACGGGCCUGCAUCUCGCUGAAGUGUGUCACCGGCAGUAUCCCAAGGUCCCCCGAAUUAUUCUGUGGCUGAUGGUGGAGACCGCCAUCAUAGGCUCCGAUAUGCAAGAAGUCAUAGGGUCAGCUAUUGCCAUCAAUCUCCUGUCUUCUGGGAAGGUUCCUCUGUGGGGUGGAGUUCUCAUUACCAUAGCGGAUACCUUCAUGUUUCUUUUUCUGGACAAAUAUGGUUUGCGGAAACUGGAAGCCUUCUUUGGCUUUCUCAUCACCAUCAUGGCCCUCACAUUUGGAUAUGAAUAUAUUACAGUGAAACCCAACCAGGCCGAGGUGCUGAAGGGCAUGUUCGUACCCUCUUGUUCAGGCUGUAGCACCCCGCAGGUUGAGCAGGCCGUGGGCAUUGUGGGUGCUGUUAUCAUGCCACAUAACAUGUAUCUGCACUCCGCACUAGUCAAGUCCAGGCAGGUGAACAGGGCCAGCAAGCGGGAGGUCCGAGAAGCCAACAAGUACUUCUUCAUUGAGUCCUGCAUCGCUCUCUUUGUCUCCUUCAUCAUCAACGUCUUUGUCGUCUCAGUCUUUGCAGAGGCCUUUUAUAAUGAAACUAACAAGCAAGUGCAUGACAUCUGCGUCAAUAAUAGCAGUCCUCACAGCGACCUCUUCCCUCUAAACGAUACCAUGUUGACUGUGGACCUCUACAAGGGGGGAGUGGUACUAGGAUGUUACUUUGGGCCUGCAGCACUCUACAUCUGGGCCGUGGGCAUAUUGGCUGCAGGACAGAGCUCUACCAUGACGGGGACCUAUUCUGGCCAGUUUGUCAUGGAGGGAUUCCUGAACCUUAGGUGGUCACGGUUUGCCCGAGUGAUCUUGACACGUUCUAUUGCUAUCAUCCCAACACUGCUGGUCGCAGUCUUCCAGGACGUGGAGCAUCUUACAGGGAUGAAUGACUUCCUGAAUGUGCUGCAGAGUUUACAGCUUCCCUUUGCCCUCAUCCCCGUCCUCACAUUUACCAGUUUGCGUCCAGUGAUGAGUGACUUUGCCAAUGGACUGGGCUGGAGGAUCGCAGGUGGGAUCCUCGUUCUUCUUAUCUGUAGCAUCAACAUGUACUUUGUGGUUGUCUAUGUUCAAGACCUGGGGAACGUGGCACUGUAUGUGGUGGCUGCUAUAGUCUCUGUGGCCUAUCUUUGUUUUGUGUUUUACCUGGGUUGGCAAUGUCUGAUUGCUUUGGGCUUGUCCUUCAUGGACUGCGGACAGACGUUUCACCUGGGACUGACUUCGUCUCCAGAGCUCUUCCUCCUGAACAACGUUGACACUGAUUCCAUCCUCUCUAGAUGAUGGCCUCAAGAGACUGUCGAAAUAGUAUUUUCAAAAAACCCUUAUGCCAAGUGAUGUAAUAACUGUAUUAGUUCAAGAGGUGAGUUUUGUUCAAAGAAUUUGAACAAAAAUCAGAGAUUUCCUUAUGGGAAGGCUAUUAAAAGCUGACUGCUGUAAGUGGAGGGCACAGAACCACCCACCUUGUAAAGGUGUAAACAGUCAUGGGACAGCCAGAGUCAAAUGACUGGCUGAUUUUGGCCACACGCCCCAUGGGCUUGUGUGGUAAUUUCUGGCAUUUUUUUCUUGAAGUUGUAAUUUAUAUAAUUAUAUAUAAGGAUAUAAAUAUUUGUUUGGGUAGGAUUUUUAAAGUUUUAUAUAAAUUGAUUAUUUUAGUUCUAAAAACCUUAAUAGAGCUCAAAGAAGACAGAUUACACUGAAAUCUUUGGAUCAAAGAUGAGAAAGGAGAAUUGAUGGGGCUUUUUAAAGCUGAAUUGGUCAAACCGAAUCUCCUUUGAAAUAAUGCUUCAUAUAAGAAGUCAAAGUUGUACUUUCAUUGACUGGUUAAAGACCAGUUCAUAUACGUGGUGUUUGAAAAAGUAUUGCCUCAUAACCAGCAUUUCUUUUUUCCAAGGAAUGUCUGCUACUUUUUGCCUAUGAAAUUUAGGCUUUAAACUGGGAGAUCCGUAGUGUUUGCUGAGGUCUUUAAUUCACUCCUUCCAAAUGUCACAUCCUAGGUUACCAUCAGCUUAUCGUCAGUCUCUCUUUUUUUUUUUUCAAGUUUCUGGUCAAAAGUCAAAAGCUUUAAACUUUAACUUGCAAAGGAAAUUUCUGCUGUUCUUUGGACCUGCCUACCAUUUCAGAUAUUUUCACAUCUUCAUGUAAACACUCCAUACAGGCCCGAAGGUCUGCUUCCUGUGAUUACUGGUAUUUAUUUUACCAAGUGUUAGACAUGAUCUUAAAUGAUCUUUUAGGAAUGAGAUUUCUGGGCAUUGUGGCGUAUUGGAUAUGACAAUGGCCUGGAAAUCAGAAGACUUGGUUUUAGGCACAACUCACUUAUUUUUGUGACCUUUACCUUUCUGAUUCAGUUUCUUCAUCUGUAAAAUGAAAGACUUGAAUAAAAUAAUCUUCAAGGUUCCUUCCAGCUCACAUUCUCUGAUUCUGUGAUUAUCACUCCAGCCACCGUGAAACUCCAGGUCAAUCUGCUACUUCUUGACGCAGGAGAAGACUAUCUUAUCUGGCGCCAUUCACAAAUUUAAGUCAACAUGUUUUUAAAGCAUUGUUUAAAUUUAUUAACAGUUUACUUUGUUACUUAACUAAGAGCCUGGGCUCUCCCUGUCAGUAUCAUAACUUGAACCUUAUUUUAAGCUUGAACAUUCCUUUACACAUUAGGAAUUCCAGAAAUUCUUGAGUAUUUAUAGCAUGCUGGUUGAUUUUCAACAGUAGACGUGGGAUGGGGGAAUGAGGUUGAAAUUUAUUAAGUGUUUGAACCACUUAAGUCUUCUUUCAUUCUGUAAAAUAUGUAUUAAAUGCCUGUUGUGUUUUCAUGAACCCAUUAAGCUUGGGGGUGAGCCAUAAGAUAGGCUCUCUGUCCUCAAGGAGUUUCCAUUCUAGUAAAUCAUAAUGUAAAUCAUAAUGUAAAAUUGACUCUGAAUUGGUCUGUUUGAACUCAGAGUUCCUUUAUGACAAUUUAAGUACUUCUGUUAAUUUUUUUAAAGCUUUGAUCCAAGUUGUUCAUUUUUGUAAAUGCUCAUGGUUCCUUUGUUAAGUUGGUCUCUAGGUCAUUUCACUACUUAGCCAAAGAGUGGUCAGAGAGAAGUAUGAGAAAGAGAAUAGCAAAACAACCAGGCUUCCUAUUGGUGGCUCUUACAAUUGGUUUUCCAAAAUAAGGCUUAGGGGGUUCUGCCAAUUUCCCCUGUUUUCCAUUGCAGUAGAUAAUUAAGAAUAAGUGUGCUUUGGUGGUAUACCUCUCACUUUAUAUAAUGACUGAAUUCCUUGUUAUGGCAUUUUUGUAAGCCACAUCAUUUCAAAUGCUCUGGAGUUGUAGAAUCAGAAGGGACCUUCUACCCUUGCUGAAUUUCUACAAUAUCUGUGACUGGCAUCCUACAAUAAAUUUACUACUUCCAAUGGCA